Molecule: messenger RNA, 4733 nt
Organism: Candoia aspera
Lineage: Eukaryota; Metazoa; Chordata; Lepidosauria; Squamata; Candoiidae
Gene: RAPGEF3
Product: Rap guanine nucleotide exchange factor 3
Exons: 28
Coding region: 245-3016 (923 amino acids)
Biological process (GO): positive regulation of GTPase activity; Ras protein signal transduction
Cellular component (GO): plasma membrane
Molecular function (GO): guanyl-nucleotide exchange factor activity
Source: RefSeq, a predicted model, not a curated record
AGCCAAGAGCUAGAAGAUCCUGGUGGCUCCCGCACGGCUGCGGGCGUGCCAGCGAAGCAUUCUGCUGGGAGCACGCACCGCCCGGGUUGCAACUUCAGGCCAAAAGGGAGCGGGCUCGUGCGCUUUGUUACGACUCCCGCCCGAUGAUUCAGCUUCGCUGCUGUCCUAACGGCGUCGCGUGUGACCCCCGAAGGCUGUGGGCCUCGCUGCGCCGGGAAUUCUCAAUGAGGACCAGGCACCGGACAUGAAGGUGGCCUGGAGUGGGCAGGGAAGGUGGAAUGUCGAAUUUCUACCCGGUGAGGUUGCAGACUUGUCCCGGUUCUCCACGGGGCUUGUGGAUCCAGUCCCUGAAAGAAACCUCCUCUACGAGCUUUGGAAAAAGAUGCACUUGUUCCGCAGCUGCAGCUAUCGGAUCCAGCUGGAGGGGCAGAUGCCCAGUGCCCCAAGGAUCCAGGGCAUCCGAUGGACUCCUCUUCCAGAGAGCGAAUCAGCCCUGGUGCCUGGCCACAACCUGAAGCAGGCUUCGUCCAACAAAAUCCGGAGAGCAGGAAGGCUCCUCUGCGCACACUUGGUAGUCAUGUACCCAGACAUAAUCCGCGAUCAUAAGCAUCACCUCCGGCUUUACAGGCAGUGUUGUUCUGGGAAGGAGCUGGUAGAUGCACUCCUUAGUGCAGGCCUUUCAGUGCAGACCCGCAGCCAGGCCCUUGGGCUUUGUCAGGUGUUGAUGGAUGAAGGGGUGCUGGCUCAUGUACGACAGGAGAGCUACUUUCAAGAUCGAGAUGCUCAGUUCUUCCGAUUUGUGGCCUUGGAACCAAGUGCUGAAGACAGGGAUGGGGAGGAACUACUGGAGGCGUUGGCAUUGCUGACCCAGCUGGGCCCUACUGCAUUGCUCACCACCAUCCUACGCAAACCUCCUAACCAACGCACAGAUGAGGAACUUGCACUGAUCUUUGAGGAGUUACUGCAUGUCAAAGCUGUAGCCCAUCUCUCCAGCUCGGUGAAGAGAGAGUUGGCUGCUGUAUUGCUCUUUGAGUCCCAUGCCAAGGCUGGAACUGUGUUGUUCAGCCAAGGGGACAAGGGCACGUCCUGGUACAUCAUUUGGAAGGGAUCAGUCAAUGUUGUUACACAUGAUAAGGGCUUAGUGUCCACCCUGCAUGAGGGCGAUGACUUUGGUCAGCUGGCACUCGUGAACGAUGCCCCCCGUGCUGCCACCAUCAUCCUCCGUGAAGACAGUUGCCACUUCUUGCGAGUGGACAAAAGGGAUUUCAACCGGAUUCUCAAGGAUGUUGAAGCUAACACCCUACGGCUGAAGGAACAUGGGAAAGUGGUGCUUGUUUUAGAGAAGAAUUCACAAGGCAGUAAUUCCAGUCACCUUCCUGGGACUCCAGGGAGCAGUAGAUAUUCAGUAAUGGCUGGGACCCCUGAAAAAAUACUUGAUUAUCUAUUGGAAACCAUGCGUUCAGACUCUACACUCUCUGAUCCUGUUGAUACGUUUCUGGGAGAUUUUCUCCUGAUGUACAGUGUGUUCAUGCCGACACCACAGCUGUGCAGAACUCUGCUCCAACGCUUCCAUUCGGAACCUUCUGAGGGCUCGGAGCAGGACAAAGCUGCUUAUAUCCUGGGGAAAAGGCAAAAGAUCCUGUGGCUGGUCAACCAGUGGGUGUCACUUUAUGGACGGCUGUUGCAAGCGGAGACCUGUGCUGUGGCCUUUUUGCAGACUUUGUCAGAAUGCGCAACUCAGGAUGCUCGUUUGGGCCCCCUGCUUCGAGAACAAAUACAGGAUCACCGGAGAAAUCGAGUGAUAGAAAAUGGCAGCAACUGUGCAUCUCCAAAGCUACAGACCAGGAAUGUUGUGAACUGGUUUGCCAGCCAAGAAGAACCUUUUCUGAACAGCAGUUACACCAUCCGAAUUAAGGACAAAGUUUCAUAUGACAUAUACAGACCAGACUCUUCCUGCCUUACCACAUUGUUACAGGUGAAUGCCUUAGUGCAGGAAGUCCUUGCAUCAUUAGCAGACUGUCAGGACUGGAACAAAGACUGGAUCCUAGUCAAGGUCAAUUCAGCAGGAGAUAAAGUUGUAUUGCCCAUGGAAGCUUUCGGUGUGUUUACAUCUCUGGGGUUGAACGAGAGACUUUUUGCUGUCAGUGUUCAAGAGCUUCACAACUUGGCUCCUCACCCUGAACAGCUUGGCCCCAGUAUUGGUUCCUGGGAAAGUUUGGAUUUCAUUAGUUCAAAGGACCUGGCUAAUCAGUUCACUGAGCAUGACUGGAACCUCUUCAAAAGCAUCCAUCAGGUGGAGUUGAUUUACUACGUUGUUGGGCCACAGAAGUUUCCCAGUGCAACCACAGCCAAUGUGGAGCGUUUCCUGCGUCGUUUCAAUGAGCUGCAGUUCUGGGUCACCACUGAGCUCUGCCUUUGUCCUGACGUUAUCAAGAGAGCCCAGCUGCUCCGCAAAUUCAUCAAGCUGGCUGCACACCUAAAAGACCAAAAGAACCUGAAUUCCUUCUUUGCCGUGAUGUUUGGCCUGAGCCACUCUGCCAUCAGCCGCCUUUCUAGGACAUGGGAGAAGCUUCCGCACAAGACGAGAAAGCUGUAUGGCACUAUGGAACGAAUGUUGGAUCCUUCUUGGAAUCACCGUGUUUAUAGGCUGGCUGUGGCUAAACUAUCUCCACCCAUGAUCCCUUUUAUGCCCCUCCUUCUUAAAGAUAUGACCUUCAUUCAUGAGGGCAACCGUACCUUGGUGGAGAACCUUGUCAACUUUGAGAAGCUGCGCAUGAUGGCCAAAGCUGUUCGCCUUGUGCAUCACUGCCGGAGUCAUCCCAGCCUUCCCCUCUCUCCCUUGCGGAGUCGCCCCCAGCACCUCUUGGAAGAAGCUCGGGCAAUGCGCGCCUCAACCUGCUCAGAACAGUCCCUCAGUACUCGAAGCCCAGCUGCAACCUGGGCCUACAUCCAGCACCUGAGAGUGAUUGACAGACAGAAGGAACUUUUGCGGCUCUCACGAGACCUUGAAUCCUGAUGCUGGAAGAUUGCCAAGCAAGGACACAAAAGCUUGCCAAGGACUGUUUGGGAAGGUAUCUUCUUGUGGGUUAGGCCAGCCGCCCUCACAAGUGGCCAGAGGAGGAUCCCAGGCAGAUGGGAAAGUUGUUCAUACUCUUGAUGACCCAUUUGAUCUCUGCCCUGAUGCUGGAAAAGUAGGCGUCAACUCUGCGGAGCCUGAGGAAGGAUGUGUGUCCUGCCACCUUUGAUGGUUUUACAGGCUGUGAAAUUUCUGGCAUGAAAAAAGGCUGCUUUAUGGAUCACUUUGGGCUGCCUUACUGGGAAAGGAGCAAACACUCCCAUUUAUCAGUUAUCAGUGUUCAACAGAAAUGUGGGUUUUUUUUAAAAAAAAAGAAAUGGGAAGAUUUGCUUUGGUGUGUCUGAUGGAUUGUUAUUUUCUGUCUAGGAGUUCUCUCUCUUCAUCCUUUUCCUUGCUGCUAAAUACUGCCAAGUUUAAAUAGGAUUCUUUUAAAACAUGUGAAUGGAGCCAUCUCCAUCUCUCCAGUUGAAUUGAUUGAACUAAUCCACAGAAUAUACUGAUGUAUUUAUUUAUUCAUUAAAUGUAUAUCCUGCUUUCCUGCUGGAGCUCAAGCAGAGUACACAGCAUUUCCCACUCCAAGUUUUUCCUUACAGGCAAUAAUCCUCUGAGGUAAGCUGGACUAGGAGGUAGUGGCUGGCCUAUCAGUUUCUGUGGCAUCUGAUGGACUCAGAGCUGGGUCCUUCUGUCCUAGUCUGGCGCCUUCACUGCACUGAGACAUCACAUCUCUUUUGUAUAUGAUGUGAGUGGGCAACCUGCUAGAAAUGGGAUGCACUACAGGGUUGCAGAAGAUAAAUGGGAUGCUUCUUAGAGUUCAUGCAAGCUGCUCUUCACGCCAAUUUCAGGGUUGCCCAUAAGAAUUUGUGGACUUGCAAGCAGCUUCUGUUGCAGGGACAGGUAGGUGUGCAGCACCUGAUUCAAGCAUCCUUGUUUCUGCCCUCCUUAUAUUGCCACGGAGGCAAGAGCAGGGCUGGUUUCAGAGGGUUGUAAUAUACGGAGCUGCCCCCCGCCCCCAAAUGGAGAGCCUUUAAGCAGAUGGCAGGCUGAAGGAGAUUAGAGGUCAGUGAGGGUCCAAACAUAAAGAAGUUAUGGCUGUCUGCUUCUGUUUCUCCACCAAGUGAGUGCCUCAGUUUGCCUGAGGCUGACAGGGUUUUUGGUAGGCAAGUCCCCCGCUAGGCUAAUGUGACUUUCUGUCAACCAAUGAGCUAAAGGGGUUUUCAGGUGGGGCAGUCUACCCCUUAACUAAUGCAACUCUGUUAACACAAGGGACUUCCAGGGGGACCAGAUCUUCUCACAGGCUCCUACAACUCUGGAUUAGCCAGCAUGUAGACUGAGCCAAAGGGAUUUUUGAGUGGCCAACUCUACCCCUUGUUUAAUGCAGUUCCCCGUUAGCCAAUUGGUAUAUUAGGUAGAUAGGACUUUUUUGAGGCUGGUGGUGGUGGUGGCAGCAGCGGUGGCAAGCUGGGGGUGGCGUGGCAAGCUAGAGGCUAAAACAGCUCUGUGUGAGCCAAUGGACAGACUGGGCCAACAGGGUCAUUCUCCUAACAAGGAUUUUACUGCAUGGUGACUUUUGUGUACAGUAUGUUUUUCUAGAUUAUCUUUUAUUUUUUUAUUCUGAUUUUGUAGGUAUUCCAUUUUGAAAAUACAAUUUUAACAUCUC